CUGGAGCUCACGUUUAAUUGUUUAUUAUUCGGCGGUUGGUUUUUAAUCGUUUUACGGCUAUGGCGCUCCUUAGAAACGCGGCCAACGGCUUUUGGGGCAGUUUCCGUCGGUUUGCCAGCAGCGGGUGCACCAUUUACAGCCUCAGUUCCGGUCAUGUGAAGUGCGGCGUCUCCGUGAUCCGCGUCUCCGGGCCACAAACAAAGAAGGCGCUCCGAGCCAUUGUUGCAAAUAAAGAAUAUGAGCCAAAGGCUCGUCACGCGUAUCUAAAAUCCUUCUACCAUCCUGCCAGCAAUGAGAUGAUUGAUCGAGGCCUCCUACUUUGGUUUCCGGGGCCGUCUUCGUUCACUGGAGAGGAUUCUUGCGAGUUCCAAGUCCACGGAUCUCUGGCAGUCAUUGCUGCCAUGCUGGAUGCAUUGGGGAAAGUGGAUGGGCUACGACCAGCGGAACCAGGAGAGUUCACAAAGAGAGCCUUCUUCGGAGGAAAGCUGGAUUUGACAGAGGUGGAGGGAUUGGCCGAUCUUAUCCACGCCGAAACGGAAGCACAAAGGAAACAGGCUUUGCUGCAGAGCACGGGAGCACUGGCCCGCCUUUAUGACAACUGGCGCCGUCGACUUAUCCGGUGUGCUGCCCAUCUGGAAGCUUAUAUAGACUUCGCCGAGGAGGAGCAGAUAGAAGGCGGUAUCAUCGUUCAGCUCACAAAAGAACUGAAAGCAGUGAAGCGUGAGAUUCAAGAGCACUUAAGUGACCAGCGGCAGGGAGAGCUUCUACGCGACGGAGUUCGCACUGUGAUCAUCGGAGCUCCUAAUGUGGGCAAGAGCAGUCUGCUCAAUCUUCUCUGCCAGCGAUCCGUGUCCAUAGUGACGGAUCAGGCCGGCACUACAAGGGAUAUUAUAGAAACCAUGCAUAAUUUCGGGGGAUAUCCCGUUGUAUUUUCUGAUACGGCAGGUCUACGCCGGUUUACUACGGAUAGUAUAGAACAAGAGGGAAUGCAGAGGGCAAAGGACUGCCUAAUCCAAUCCGAUUUGAUAUUACUAUUAGCAGAUGCCAAGAAUAUUACACAAUUGACGCACGAUGAAGCUGUUGCUCCAUUUGUGGAUAGUUAUCUAGAGGAGUUAGAUAUACCAAUGGAUUUGUGCUCGGGGAAGCGACUUCAGUUGGUGGCAAACAAAACUGAUACUUUAUCGGAUGAAGAGUCCCAACAGUUGGACAAGCUAUCCAAUGUUUUAGCCAUAUCAUGCCAUAAACCCGAUAAGAUGCCCGUAUUUCUGGGAUCUCUAGAGAAGCAGCUGCAAGAAUUGUGUGGUGAACCCCGGGCGGAGAAUCCACGCAUCACAAACUCACGCUAUCGGCAACAACUGGAGCGCUGCAUUCAAAACAUCGACAUCUUUCUGCGCGAUUACAGACCCGAUGUUUACCCGGACAUGGCCAUUGCCGCCUCCAAGCUGCGCAACGCCGUUCGCUGCAUUGAACGCAUCACCGGACACAUUAGCUGCGAAGAUAUACUCGACGUCGUCUUUAAAGACUUUUGUAUUGGAAAGUAAUUGAUAGUUUUUAGUAGUUAGGCUCAAAGAUUUUAAAGUACUGCCUCGUUGAGUAUUGAAUAAAAUAUACAUACAGUUUAAACCA
This is a messenger RNA of Drosophila eugracilis, 1626 nucleotides long. Its product is annotated as tRNA modification GTPase GTPBP3, mitochondrial. The record is from RefSeq and is a predicted model, not a curated record. Gene Ontology annotation, cellular component: mitochondrion; cytoplasm. Gene Ontology annotation, molecular function: protein binding; GTPase activity; GTP binding. Lineage: Eukaryota; Metazoa; Arthropoda; Insecta; Diptera; Drosophilidae. The transcript has 3 exons. Gene Ontology annotation, biological process: tRNA methylation; tRNA wobble uridine modification. The coding region runs from base 60 to 1541 and encodes 493 amino acids.